AUGAAGAUCCUUAACCAGAACUUAGUUAAAGGUGGACAAGGCUCUAUCACUGUCAAGAUGGAUGUGCCUGACGAUAUGUGGCACAUUUACAACAUUAUCAAUAAUGGAGACGCUAUUAAAGCGACAACAUUGAGAAAAAUAAAAGAAGAAAGCAAAACAGGCUCUGUCGUCACUACAAAGAAAAAAAUUUCUUUAUUACUAAGAAUAAGAAAUGUAGACUACGACCCAGAAGGUCCUACGCUGAGAAUAAGUGGUCAGUGUAUAUCCCCAUAUGUAAUGACCAAAGCAUAGCUACUAUUGCAGUUAUCAUAUAAAAAUAGGAUAGCAGUUAAUAGGGAAAAUCUUUUUUCCUUUAAAAAUAGCAUAUCAGAAAACCAAUAUCUCCAAUUAGGCCAGCAUCAUACUUUUGAUUUGCAGCUUCACAUUCCUUUCACUUUAAUAAAGAGGCAAUGGGAUGCGCUACAUAUAGACAGAAUUAAAGAAGCAUCUAACCCAGCUACACAUUGUGAGGUUGCUGCUUUACUCCCCUUUUAAAUUGGAACAAAAAUUUUGUUCCAAUUUAAAGGGGAUUAAUUUUUUUUUUAAAAAAAUAUAUUUAAAUUUUUUCUCUAUAUUUUUUAUAAUUUGAAUUGUAAUUUAUUUUUAUUAACUCCCCCCCCUCCGUGAGUGAACAAAACAAUUUUGUUCACUCACGGAGGGUUAAAAAAAAUUUAUAUAUAAAUUUUAUAAAAAAUAUUUUUUUUCGAAAUUUAAAAAAAUCCUAAUUCGCAAAAAUCGGAAAGCAAAUAUUAAUUCAAUUUGCAAAAUUUAUGUUUUAAAAAGCAAUUCGUUCAAAAUUAGGCAGAAUUAGCUCUAUAUUUCAUUAUACUAAUUAUCAUUUAUAUAUUAAAACUUUUUUCCAUAAAAAAUUUUUCUAUUAAAAAAAUUUUUGUUCACUCACGGAAGGUGGGCUUUUGGGCAAAAAAUAGGGAUUUUUCUAAUGGUUUUGUUCACUCACGGAGGGGGGGGAGUAAGAAAUAAUUAAAAAAAUAAUAGAUUCGGUGUGAAAAUUAUUUAAAUAGCAUUCUAAUUGCAUUCUGCCUAUUAAAGUAUGUCAAAACUAAUUUUAUAAAAUUAGUAUUUUUGUCUAUAAAAUUUUCACAUUGACAAAACAAAAUUUUUUCCAAUUCAAAGGGGAGCUAAAGUACCUAAAAUGCAGAUUUUACUGGUUUUAUGAUCCAAUUUAAAGGGGGAAUUAGUUAUGGAAGAAGGAUUGGCUCAUCUUUGUUUGAUUACUAAUACAGCUACAAUAAUAAAAUCAAAAAUAGAGACCCAGAUACCAAGAAAAAGAAAAGGAGCUUCCGGACAUGAUAAAGCGUUAGAAAAAUUCUUUGAAAAAUGCAACCAAGGGAUAGCUCAGCAUAUUAAUUUCGAUGUAGUUAGAUGUAUACUGAUUGCAAGUCCUGGAUUUGUAAAAGACCAAUUUGUUAACUAUUUAGAACAGGAGAAGCCACAAUGGUAUAGUCCUAAUAAAAUUAUGCUGACUCAUGCUAGUAGUGGAGAAAAGCAAGCUUUAGAUGAGUCUUUAUCUGACCCUAAGGUAAAAGAAAUGCUGACUUCCUUUGUGAGAGAGCAAAGCCAUUAGAAAAUCAUUUAUUUUUUUUAAAAAACCUCUUAUGAGCAAACAAAAUGUAUUUUAAUAGAAAAACUUAUAUAAAAAUAUUUAUAUAUAAGUGAUAGUAUAUGUAAUCUCUUCCUAAUUCUGUUGAAUUUUAUACAGCUUGCAUUCAAGAACAUAAAUUUUAUGGAUUAAAUUAUGAACUUGGAUUUUUUCAAAUCACCAUAAAUUUAUAAAUAUUUUUUUUAACAAAAACUCUCUAUUUUUUUAGGGAGUGAGAUUAAGCAAUACAGAAUUUUCACAAGAUUUACAAUAUUUAGAAGAAUUUUUCAGGGUGUUAAGUGUCGACCCCAAUUCAGCAGUUUAUUCAUUAGCAGAUGUACAGUUGGCAGCUAGAAUGCAGGCAAUUAAUGUGCUAUUGGUAAGUGAUGCAAUAUUGAGAAACUUCAAGCAAUUAAGCGUUAGGCAGUCUAUUGCAGAAAUAAGUGAAGAUGUAAAGGCACAUGGAGGUAGCGUUAGGGUUAUUUCAUCUUUGCAUGUGGCUGGAGAAAAGCUGAAGCAAUUGUCAGGAAUUGCUGCACUUUUAAGAUUCCCUAUUUAUGGGAUAGGCUCAGAAGAAGAAGAAAGUCAGGAUGAAGAAGAAAAGGUGCCUGAGGAAGAGGAAGAAAUGAAAAUAGAUUUAGAAGAGCUAGGGCUAGAUGAAGAAGAGGAUGAAGAUUUUUUAUAA
This is a messenger RNA of Blepharisma stoltei, 2324 nucleotides long. The record is from the annotation of a GenBank genome assembly. Lineage: Eukaryota; Ciliophora; Heterotrichea; Heterotrichida; Blepharismidae.